Nannospalax galili (Upper Galilee mountains blind mole rat) is the source of this 918-nucleotide messenger RNA. RefSeq names its product lin-28 homolog B (gene Lin28b). Lineage: Eukaryota; Metazoa; Chordata; Mammalia; Rodentia; Spalacidae. The coding region runs from base 1 to 918 and encodes 305 amino acids. Gene Ontology annotation, molecular function: zinc ion binding; nucleic acid binding. The transcript is spliced from 5 exons. The record is from RefSeq and is a predicted model, not a curated record.
AUGCGAACUAAAUUUGUGAUCGCACAAAAUCAAGAUGUUAGAUUGAUGCAGAAGAACACUCCGGUCCAAAGGGAAAGUUUUCCUCUCACGAGUUUGGAGCUGAGGGCCGGCGGGGCAAGCCAAGGUGGUGAAGAGCUGGGAAGGCUGCCUGAGCAGGCAGAGGACGAAUCCCAGGUUUUGCACGGAACUGGCCACUGCAAGUGGUUCAAUGUGCGCAUGGGAUUUGGAUUCAUCUCCAUGAUAAGCCGAGAGGGAAGUCCCUUGGAUAUUCCAGUGGAUGUAUUUGUACACCAAAGCAAACUAUUCAUGGAAGGAUUUAGAAGCUUGAAAGAAGGAGAGCCAGUGGAAUUCACAUUUAAAAAAUCUUCCAAAGGCCUCGAAUCAAUACGGGUAACAGGACCAGGUGGGAGCCCCUGUUUAGGAAGUGAAAGAAGACCUAAAGGGAAGACACUACAAAAAAGAAGACCAAAAGGAGAUAGGUGGAGACGGCAGGAUUUACUGAUGGAUCAGAUGUGGACUGUGAGAGAAGAAGAGUCCAGGAUGAUUCCAAGAUGUUACAACUGUGGCGGCCUUGACCAUCAUGCUAAGGAAUGUAGUCUACCUCCUCAGCCAAAGAAGUGCCAUUGCUGUCAGAGCAUCCUGCACAUGGUGGCAAACUGCCCACACAAAACUGUUGCACAGCUGCCCGGCAGUUCUCAGGGAAGACAGGAAGCAGAAUCCCAGCCAUGCACAUCUCCUUCCCCUAGAGAAGUGGGAGGGGGGCAUGGCUGCACGUCACCCUUUCCUCAGGAGGUUAGGCCAGAGCCGUCUGAGCGGCCAGGCAGGCCACCUCAAGAAGCUUCUUCCAUGAAGGCGUUUGUAGCACCCGAAGAGCAAAACAAAAAGGGGCCUUCAGUUCAAAAACGGAAAAAGACAUAA